CGAGCUCGGCUCGGGUUCCCGGUCCCCUGCCCGCCUCCCGCACCCGCCAAACUUGAUGUGACCCACCCCAGCCCGACGCCGCGACCGCCCCUCUCGCACUGCCCGCGCCGCCCGGAGCGCACGCUCCCCGCGCCCUGCCCACCUCCCCGCGGGGCCGAGCGCCGCGUUUCCCUCUUCCCCUCGUCGCCGCCCCCCGCACCAUGAGCAACCUGAAGCCGGACGGCGAGCAAGGCACGGGCGCGGGCUCCGGCUCCGCUUUGGAGGAGGAGGUUCGAACACUGUUCGUCAGUGGCCUCCCUGUGGACGUUAAGCCCAGAGAACUCUACCUGCUCUUCCGGCCGUUCAAGGGGUACGAAGGCUCCCUGAUCAAGCUCACCUCCAGACAGCCUGUUGGCUUUGUGAUCUUUGACAGUCGGGCAGGAGCAGAAGUGGCCAAGAACGCACUGAACGGUGUUCGCUUUGAUCCUGAGAACCCACAUACCCUGAGACUAGAGUUUGCCAAAGCAAACACCAAGAUGGCCAAAAGCAAGCUCCUGGCAACACCCAAUCCCAGCAGCAUCCAUCCUGCCCUCGGCGCACACCUCAUCGCGCGGGACCCCUAUGACCUGAUGGGGGCCGCUCUGAUCCCUGCAUCCCCAGAGGCCUGGGCCCCUUACCCUCUCUACACCACAGAGCUGACCCCAGCCAUCUCACACACUGCGUUCACCUACCCAGCUGCCACCGCUGCUGCAGCCGCCGCCCUGCACGCCCAGGUGCGCUGGUACCCUUCCUCUGACCCGGCCCAGCAAGGAUGGAAGUAUCGCCAGUUCUGUUAACGCCUCCGUCUCGGCACCGGGGAGCUGGUUCUGGGCACCCGUGUGGGGGGCCCGCACAGGUGCCAUGAGCCCCCGCGCGCCCCGGGCGGCCGGCGCAGAGCCGCUGCGUGCCUCCAGAGACUGUGAAUCUUGAGCCUGCCUCAGUGGACUGCCUCCUGGUUGCUGCCCCUCCUCUUCCUCAGCCUUGCCCUGCCCCUCCGGGCCUCCCAGGAGGGUGAGGAGGCCUCUCUAGGCCCCAGCCACCCUCCCCCUAGAGGAAAACACGGUGUUUUGGUUUUGCAUGUUUUCUGGCACGGAAUUCGACACUUUACCACGUGUGUCUGUGAUGUCUGCCAGCGCACACUUUGCUCUCCCACUGCGUUGCCAUAGCAACUGGCCCUGGCCACCAAUGGGUCAUCAUGCGCAGUCCCCCCCACCCAUCCACCCCACUCCCCAUUCCACCUCCCACUUCCCAGUCCAGCAGUCCCCAGCACCCCCACGAGUCUCCAGCAGUCACCGUCAUGUCUCGCCGGGUCCUCUGUGCCCCCUUGCUCAGCCGGGCCAAAGACGAUCAGACGUCCCCCUUCCUUGUGUGCCCACCUUGUCCACCUCCCCACCGCCACUCCUCACUCUCCAGACCUCA
This is a messenger RNA of Ochotona curzoniae (black-lipped pika), 1437 nucleotides long. RefSeq names its product RNA-binding protein with multiple splicing 2. Gene Ontology annotation, cellular component: cytoplasm. The record is from RefSeq and is a predicted model, not a curated record. Lineage: Eukaryota; Metazoa; Chordata; Mammalia; Lagomorpha; Ochotonidae. Gene Ontology annotation, molecular function: mRNA binding; protein homodimerization activity. Gene Ontology annotation, biological process: negative regulation of smooth muscle cell differentiation. The transcript has 8 exons. Bases 201 to 815 code for a protein of 204 amino acids.